Gymnogyps californianus (California condor) is the source of this 2072-nucleotide messenger RNA. It is a transcript of the gene IRF1, whose product is annotated as interferon regulatory factor 1. The coding region runs from base 87 to 1043 and encodes 318 amino acids. The record is from RefSeq and is a predicted model, not a curated record. Gene Ontology annotation, biological process: regulation of transcription by RNA polymerase II; immune system process. Gene Ontology annotation, cellular component: nucleus. The transcript has 10 exons. Lineage: Eukaryota; Metazoa; Chordata; Aves; Accipitriformes; Cathartidae. Gene Ontology annotation, molecular function: RNA polymerase II cis-regulatory region sequence-specific DNA binding; DNA-binding transcription factor activity, RNA polymerase II-specific.
CGGAACGUUCGGCUCGGCUCACCGCACGGCUGCACACCACGGCACAGGCUUGCACGGCUCGGCACUGCACGGCACAGCCAGACAACAUGCCAGUGUCAAGAAUGCGCAUGAGGCCCUGGUUGGAAAUGCAGAUUAAUUCCAAUCAAAUACCAGGACUGAUAUGGAUUAACAAGGAUAAGAUGAUGUUUCAAAUCCCAUGGAAACAUGCAGCUAAGCAUGGCUGGGACAUGGAGAAAGACGCCUGCCUUUUCCGGAGCUGGGCCAUUCAUACAGGAAGAUAUAAAGUAGGUGAGAAAGACCCUGAUCCGAAAACCUGGAAGGCGAACUUCCGCUGUGCUAUGAAUUCACUGCCUGACAUCGAAGAAGUGAAGGAUAAAAGCAUCAACAAAGGCUCCAGUGCUGUCAGGGUUUACAGGAUGCUGCCGCCCUUGACAAAGGAUCAGAAGAAAGAAAGGAAGUCAAAGUCUUCAAGAGAAGCAAGAAACAGGAGCAAGAGAAAGUUGUAUGAAGACAUGAGGACGGAGGAGUCAGCAGAAAGACUAACCAACACUCCUCUGCCAGAUGACCACAGUAGCUACACCGUUCAUGACUACGCGGGGCAGGAAGUGGAGGUUGAGAGCACGUCCAUCACCUUAGACCUCUCCCCCUGCGAGGUGAGCGGCUCGCUGACCGACUGGAGGCCGCCGAUGGAAAUCACCAUGGCUGACAGCACCAAUGACCUCUACCAGCUCCAGGUGUCUCCCCUGGCUUCAUCCUCAGAAGUCACAGACGAAGAUGAAGAGGAAAUGAAUUCGGAGAUUUUUAAGCUGCUUGAACCAGCCCAAGACUGGCACACCACCAGCGUUGGGGGGAAAGGGUUUCUCACCAACGAGCCAGGCACGCAGACCAUGUGCAGCACUUACAGCUACAAGGAGCAGGAUGGGGAGAUCGACACGACUUCAGGAGAGCUGGAGUUCAGGUUCUUUGACCAGAAAAGCAGCCUAGACUUCUCCUGGCUGGAGACAGUGAGACCUACCAUGCAAGUCAUUCCCUGCGGCUUGUAAACCCCUGGCUUCCUCUGACCAUGAACUGCUCUUGGGUAGAAACUUUGGCAAGCCUGAAGAGAAUGGAAGAAAUCUUUUGUUACUGACUCAAUGAAGAAAGUAGCUUUUAUAUUCCGUUUAACUUUUAAGCCUGAAAAGGUUAGCAAGAAAAACUCCAUUAUAAAUAAAAAAAGAAAGAGACUCCCAUCUCACUAGCAGGACUCCUGGCACCGAAGAUGCUCAGCCGCAGUACGCACCUUGUCAUCGCUUCGGAGGUGAAGCUUUUGCUGGAAGGUUGCCGACGUGCCAUGGGGUCUGACCGGGCAGGGUACCACUGAAUGGCGUUGCGUGCCGGCGGCCCGGCGAGGAGGCUACCGUCCUCCCCGCGUGAGACGUGAUGAGCACUUUACCCACGGAGUGCUUGGGAGAGACACUGCAAAUGAGUCUCUUAACUAUUAGUUUUGGUUGCUGCUUACCUGUGCAACACUGGUGAUACUGAGCUUAAUGACAGUCAUUACACUUUUAGUCAGAAAAAUUGCACUAAUUGGCCCCUCUCUUCUUUGAUUUGCUCCAUCACAUAGUUCAUCUUUCAGAUCUUUCAACUUUAAACUGUGUAAAUAGUUUAGACCAAUAAAAUGUGAAAAUUCAGUUUAGGCUUUGCUUCCACAUAGUACAGUUACCCAGGUCCACUCAUAGGAUGUUAUCUGCUCGUAGGCAUGCCAUAUCUAUUUCCAUAUAAUAGUUGAAGAGCUGCCGCAUGACACAAUUUUUGCACUGAUAGGGGCAGAGCUCUUUAUUUAUACCAUGCCUUUCCAAGAUCUCUUCUAGCACUCUGCCAGGAUACCUACAGUACUGUAUGCAGCCAGCUGUAACGCCCUGCAGACCCACCCUGGGCCAGCGUGUGCAGGAGAGUGCAGGAUGGAAGAGGUUCUAGUUUGUGUAAUACGUAGGAAUCAAAUCACUAAGCUGUAAUAGACUAUUUUCUUGUACAUUUUAUUUUUGUAUAUAACAUGUUGUAUAUUUGUCUUAAUAAAAAUGUUUUAUAUAUGA